AUGGAGGUAAAAUCAUUCCGCCGAAUUGGAUUUCUAUACGCGACUGUGUGCUUUUUGCUAUCGACCGUUGGUGCCAUAUAUUUCUUCCGAAUUCUGGUUGAAAAUGAACCGAUCUGCGCGGACAUUUUCUGUGGGCAUGGAAUCUCUAAUGCAGUCAACAUGGUUUUGUGUGCAAUCUCGAUAUCGCUUUCCCUGUUUGUUAAAGCUGGAAUUGAUGAGGGAAUACCGGGGUACAUUCAAGUUAGCCGAGUAUUUAUGGUUACUCGUAGCGUGAUCUUGAUAUUACGUUCAACAUACGAAACCGUUAUGCUGAUGGUAUGCCAAAUCAAUGGAGACGAUAAUUUCUACACUGUAAGAGAUGAAAUUAAAGCCACUGUGCUCCUCAUAAUUAUGUCAGUUAUUUGCGGUUUGGAGUUGUGGAUUUUGGAUGGUGUACAGCGUUACGUGGUCCAGAAGUCACGAGAGGAUAGACAUGAUGAAGAGGGGUAUUGAAGAGAUAUUAACAAACAAACAAAGGCUGUGUUCCUGGUCUAUUAUAGAUUUUACAAUAUUUUUAUUCUGGUCUGCCUUACAUGACCGUUUGAAUCUGUGAUAAAACUCAACUGUAAAUGUAAUAUAAUGUUAUAUGUAACAUGUAAUCGCAGACAUAGAAUCAACAAUUAUU
Molecule: messenger RNA, 664 nt
Organism: Armigeres subalbatus
Lineage: Eukaryota; Metazoa; Arthropoda; Insecta; Diptera; Culicidae
Exons: 4
Coding region: 1-492 (163 amino acids)
Source: RefSeq, a predicted model, not a curated record